AUUGACAAGUAAAUGAAUUAUGAAAUUGUAAAUUUUGUAUUUUUAGUUUAGGUUACAGUUUUUGGAUUUGCAAAAUAUAAAUGGUUUAUUUUCUUGUAAAUGUAAUAAAAUGUCGUCAGCGUUAGUUCGCCAAGCACUAGCAUUUGUGGAUCAAGAAGAAACUAAAGCUGAAGGAAAAAAACGUCGCGCAGAUUCGACUCGACCCCGAGACAUAGGUCAAGUCACCAGUCACCAAUACAAGAAAAAGAAAAGAACACAAACCAAAAUUGGUGUAUCACAUAAAGAGGAUUUAACAGAAGAGAACAUUAAAAAGCUCUUAGCAUUGUCAACACCAACUGCUAAUAAGGCUGUGGCUGAAAAGUUUAUGUUUUAGAUAGUUCAGCGUGCAAUAGCAGGUAAACCUCUAUUGGAUAAAAUUGAAAUAAAAGUUGUCGAGGAAAAAUCAAUUUUAUUCCCUGAGGACGAGGAGGAUUGUAAGAAAAGCAAAACAAAGAAAAGACAUCAUAAAAAGUAAUAUUAUCUAAAUACAGUGACAAAAAGGUUAUGUCUUUAUGGAUAUUCCUGAUGCAGUCUUGGGAAAACUGAUUUUGGUGACAACACUGACUGUAUUCACAAUUUUGGUAUUUUGGAUUAAUUCUUACCCUUUUAUUGAUGAAGAUUUUGCAAUCUACAAAUACAUUCCUGAUCCACAGUGGGUAUUGCUAGGCUGUGCUGUGUGGGGUCUCUUCUUUGUAGGAGGACUCAUGUCCUUUACCCUCUACCAUAUCUACCCCUUCCUAUAGUACACUUCAAAGUUCCAAGCACCCCUUGCACAUUAAGGUUACCUACCCACUUUUCUUCGAGCCGCAAAUUUAAAUUUGGAAACAUGACUUUGGCAAAGAGAGAUGAAUGGAUUAUCAUAGGUAUAUCGGGAGUGACCUGCGGUGGAAAAACAACUUUAGCUAACAAAUUGCUGGAUAUCCUCUCACCAGUAUAUAUCUUCCAUCAAGACAAAUACUUCUAUCCAGAUGACAGUCCUCAUCAUAUCAAGUGUGACAAUUUGGACCACAAUAAUUAUGAUAUUUUGUCAUCAUUGAACAUGUCAUUGAUGUAUGACGAUAUUGUUAGCACCAUUAAUGGAGACAAUAAGUCACAAAAUCAUAAUCUGGAUAGAAGUCAUGGAAAAAUAGAAGUGAAGGGAAAGAAGUUUAUGAUUGUAGAGGGAUUCACGGUUAUAAAUUAUAAGCCUAUAAUGGAGAUUUGUCAUUUAAGGUACUUCUUUGUAUUAGACUAUGCAACAUGUUUAAAUCGCCGGGUGUACCGCUUAUAUGAUCCACCAGACAUCGACGGUUACUUUGACCAGUGUGUUUGGCCUGAACACCUCAAAUACAGAGCUGAGGUCGAAAAAGAUAAACGUAUCACCAUCUUAGAUGGAACGAGACACGAUUCUCUUGAGACCGUUUUAUCAAAUCUUGCAUCAAUGGGCUCUUCAAAAGUAUUAUGAAAUUAAGCUGAAAUUGGUAUUGUUCGUGUAAUCACUAAUAAAGUGACGAAGUUACAUACUGGAUGUAUAUUAUUUUAUAGUCAUAUUGUAUGUUAUAUUACAAUGUAUCAUACCUACGUUCUUAAAAUGCGCAUUUAUACAUAAGUAUUUUAGAGAUAACUCCAGAUUUAGCACUAACAAUUUAUUUUUAAUUGACUAUAUAUUUUGGUAGAGCUAAAUGAAUUUUCAAAAUUACUCAUAAUGAUGUUUUCAAAUUUAAUCAUGUUACUAUAAUUAAUUAACCAAAUUAAAUUGUUUUAGUAGUUAACUAAUUUAUAUUAUAUAAAGCUUUUUACUCUACUGAGUGCAAGCUAAUUUUAUUUCCAACGAAAAAAACGUAGCUUAAAAUAAGAUUAAAUGUGUUUCGUCGAUGUUUUCAGUUCAUUUUCAUCACAUGCUGUAUUUUGGUAAAUUUCUAUGUUGUAACUUAAAGAACUGUGUCGUUAAUUUUAUGCUGCAGAUGUCGCUAAAUUGAAAUUUAAUAAAUUUAUACUUUGCAGUA
Bicyclus anynana (squinting bush brown) is the source of this 2024-nucleotide messenger RNA. RefSeq names its product nicotinamide riboside kinase 2. Gene Ontology annotation, cellular component: cytoplasm. The coding region runs from base 866 to 1483 and encodes 205 amino acids. The transcript is spliced from 7 exons. The record is from RefSeq and is a predicted model, not a curated record. Lineage: Eukaryota; Metazoa; Arthropoda; Insecta; Lepidoptera; Nymphalidae.